AUGAGGAAAAGCAUAGAUGGAACGACUCUUUUACAAUCAGAGGUGAGUGAUGCAUGUGAGAAAAUGAACAAAGAAAUAGGACCAAAUGGAAUCAAAUUUGAAAUAAUACAAGCUUUAGGCAAGUUCUACAUCCAAAACCAAAUCGAGGUGAUAAAUCAAAGAUAUGAGAAUGGCGAAAUUCCAGAAGAUCUAAGUAGAUCAAUUGUCAUUGCACUCCCAAAGAAACCUUUUAUCGAGGAAUUACAGAAUCCACAGAAGUGCAAGUUGAAGCAAGCACUGAUUUGCAAUCUAACCAAUCUCUUCGGUUUUGCUUCUGGUAUUCAUGAUGUCCUGUGGUGUUUUGUGAAGGCCUAUCACACAAAUCGAACUCUGGUUCUUAUUUCCAAACAGUGGCACUAUGCUCCUGACCAGUGGAAUUCUGUAUUCCUUCCUUUAAGCCCCACCUGUGACGAGCUUAAGAAAACGAAAAAGAAAAGUAAUUUUCCCGGAAACAAUGAGGAGUACAUGCUGCAUGUUGAUGACUUUUAUAGACGUUUGGGGCUUGUGAAAAACGUGAACGUUCGUCGAGUGUUUGUUGCAACGGAUGAUCCUAAAGUACUGAUCGAGUGCAAAAAGAAAUAUCCCAAUUACGUAUUCGUGUUCAACUCAGACGAAAAAACUCGAUAUAGUAAUUCUUCUCUAGUAGGAGUAGUAACGGAUGUGUUUCUUCUGGCUCAUUCAAACUUUCUUGGCUGUACUCUCUCCUCAGGGGUACGUGUGUGUAGUGUAUAAUGACUCAUAUAUCUCCCUCCAAAUUAUUCACAUUUAAUUUUCUCUACUCCUUUUUACCAUAAGUAUAUUACUUAUUAUAGAUUGAUCUGUUUCUUAUUAUUCAGUGGUAAAUAUAUGUAAAAGUUAUUGGUAAUUUGAAAUUAUCUUUAAGUAUGUCAUUUAAAGUGACGCGUAUAAUGACAAAAUAAACAUAAAUGAGUUAUUACCAUAGAUACUAAAUUGUUAUAUGGAUACUAUCAGAUGUAUUGGAACACAUUUUAUUCAUAAACAUUUCAACACAUUCUAGACUGGCGUUUAUGGCACUUGAUUGACAGAUCUUUCUGAAAAUCUUUCUUCGUUAAAUUUGUUUUUCGGUAGUCUAAAAAAUCUCGCUUAAAAGAUUUUUUGCAGCCUAGCUUAUUUAAACGUGAAAAUUCAAGGGGAAUUGUAAAGUAUUGCGCAUUAGUCAUUCCUAAUUUCUUUUCUUUUCGUUA
Messenger RNA from Limulus polyphemus (Atlantic horseshoe crab), 1244 nucleotides. RefSeq names its product alpha-(1,6)-fucosyltransferase-like. The coding region runs from base 1 to 771 and encodes 256 amino acids. Gene Ontology annotation, molecular function: alpha-(1->6)-fucosyltransferase activity. NCBI's taxonomy places the organism in Eukaryota, Metazoa, Arthropoda, Merostomata, Xiphosura, Limulidae. The transcript has 4 exons. Gene Ontology annotation, biological process: protein N-linked glycosylation. The record is from RefSeq and is a predicted model, not a curated record.